GAUGUAAUCUGAUCCUCUGCAAGUGUCUUGAAAGCAUCAUCAGCUUUCACAAUUCCGAAAGGGAGGUGACUUGAGUGACCGAAGAACAUACGUUGAAUUCAGCAGAUCCUCUCAAGCUCUGUCAGGUUGGAUGAGGAGCGUCACUGCACAGCUAUUUUCACCCCCCCCCCUCCCACUCCGGCUUAGGACCUGGGAAAUAGACCACAUCAGCCACCAACCUACAGCUAUUGGACUGAGGACAGUUGAGAUGCAUGGCCUGUAAGCAGCCAGCGCCAGCGAUGGCUCAUAGGAAGAGGCCAGGGACCAGCGGCUCCAGCUGCAGCAUGGUGGUGCCCCCCGUCCGGCCCCUCUGCCCCACCGCCUACCCCCCAGAGCAGCACGACCAGGAGCAUGAGGAGGGCCCAGGGGAGGAGGAGGAGGUCCACUACUGCCGCCAGCAGGGCCUGGAGCCAGAGCUGACGGACAGCCGGCCAGCCACACCUACUACACCUGACCUGGAACACGAGCAUGAACACAGCCAUGACCAUGAUCACCCAGACUGCCACGACCAUGAUGACCACAGUCACAGCGACGACCAUGCAGAGUGCCAUGGCCACGAGCAUGCAGACUGUCAUGGUCACGAUCACAGUCACGACGACGUAGACUGCCAUAACCACGGCCACGUCCACAGUCACAUCAAUGACCACGACCAUGCAGGCUGUCACGGCCACCGUCACGACCACGCUGACAGCCUGGACGGAGACUCCAGCUCUGACUAUGUGAACAACACCUCGGAGGAGGAGGACUAUGAUGAAGGUCUGCCGGAGGAGGACGAGGGAGUCACCUACUACAUCCGCUACUGCCCUGAGGAUGACAGCUACCUGGAGGGCAGCAUGGACUGCAACGAGGUCGAGACUGACUAUACGGCCAGCACCGUGCAGCACGUCCGGGCUGAGCCCCCGGGCGACACAGACGAGUGCCAGGAAGCGGUGGAGGAGUGGGCGGAGGGAGAAGGAGGGGUGGAGGUGGGGGAGGUGCGCUCUGAGGUGGUGGAGCAGGACCCAGAUGAACAGAUCUACAACGUCCUGGACCACCAUCCCCACCCCGCCGCCGUCCUGCACGAGUCCCCCCCACCCACAGAGGAGGAAGAAGAGGAGGAGGAGGAGAGAGCUGGGGUUGCCUACACUGGACCCUACUAUGGCCCAGAGGAGGACAAUGGGAACUCCAUGGUUCACAUACCGCGGUCUCCAUACCGUGGCCGUAAGGUGGUAGUGGAGGGGGAGACUGGGGAGGAGGCGGAGGAGGACAUUGACCAGAUAGUGGCAGAGAUCAAGAUGAGUAUGAGCAUGGGUAGCCUGAGCAGUGGUGGCACUGACCAGAGCCCUGAAGAGCUGGUGCAAGACAGUGUACCCAGUGAUUACCACCCUCCUGAGGCCCACGCCAAGCCUGAGCCUGCCCCCUACACCCCAACCCCACACCGCCACGACAGCAGACCCAAGUCCCUCAACCUCCCCUCCUCCACACGGCACAACAACCCUGAGCUCCAGAGGGGCUUCAAGGUUCGCUCCCGCACCCCGGAGGAGCGACAGCAGUGGGCUCAAGAACAGAUGACCAAUGGUGCAGAGCAGCCCAGGAAACAGCAGCGUUCUGACCUCAACGUGCCGCUGGAGAACAACAAUGUCCCGGAGGAAACAAAGAAGGCUGCAUCUUUCCCCAGCUUUGUUGAUGUUCCGGGGCCCUGUGAGCCAGAAGAUCUUAUUGAUGGCAUCAUCUUUGCUGCUAACUACCUGGGUUCCACCCAGCUGCUCUCUGAGAGGAACCCGUCCAAGAACAUCCGCAUGAUGCAGGCCCAGGAGGCUGUCAGCCGGGUCAAGAGGGUUCAGAAGGCUGCCAAAAUCAAGAAAAAGGCGAGCCCAGAGGGGGACGCACAGACACUGACAGAGGUGGACCUCUUCAUCUCCACCCUGAGGAUCAAAGUGCUCAAUGCAGACACACAGGAAACUAUGAUGGACAACGCCCUGCGCACCAUCUCCUACAUAGCUGACAUUGGGAACAUCGUGGUGCUGAUGGCGAGGCGCCGCAUGCCGCGCACAGCCUCCCAGGACUGCAUCGAGACCACACCUGGAGCCCCAGAGGCCAAGAAACAGUACCGGAUGAUCUGCCACGUCUUUGAGUCUGAGGACGCCCAGCUCAUAGCCCAGUCGAUUGGGCAGUCAUUUAGCGUGGCUUACCAGGAGUUCCUGAGGGCCAACGGCAUCAACCCAGAGGACCUGAGUCAGAAGGAGUACAGUGACAUCAUCAACACACAGGAGAUGUACAACGAUGACCUCAUCCACUUCUCAAACUCUGAGAACUGCAAAGAGCUGCAGCUGGAGAAGCAUAAGGGGGAGAUCUUGGGCGUGGUCAUAGUGGAGUCUGGCUGGGGCUCCAUCCUACCCACGGUCAUCCUGGCCAACAUGAUGAACGGUGGGCCGGCCGCCCGCUCCGGGAAGCUCAGCAUCGGAGACCAGAUCAUGUCCAUCAACAACACCAGCCUGGUGGGGCUGCCGCUCGCCACCUGUCAGGGAAUCAUCAAGGGCCUGAAGAACCAGGUGCAGGUGAAGCUGAACAUUGUGAGCUGUCCACCUGUCACCACCGUGCUCAUCAAGAGGCCAGACCUCAAGUACCAGCUGGGCUUCAGCGUCCAGAAUGGGAUUAUCUGCAGCCUGAUGCGGGGGGGUAUUGCCGAGCGGGGGGGUGUCCGGGUGGGCCACCGCAUUAUUGAGAUCAAUGGCCAAAGCGUGGUGGCUACAGCACAUGAGAAGAUUGUCCAAGCCCUCUCAAACUCUGUGGGCGAGAUUCACAUGAAGACGAUGCCAGCGGCCAUGUUCAGACUCUUAACAGGACAGGAGACUCCUAUGUAUAUAUAAACCAAGGACAGAUCCCAUUUUCAUCCACAGAGCAGCUGUACACAGUGGUUGUUUACAGUCCAGUUGGAGAGCUCUGGGUGGACCAGACUAGCAGACUAAUGAGUGUCAGCCAGAGUGAUUACCUUUCUUACUUUUGUGUCGAUGACUUAUCCUUUUCUGAGCUAACAUUCAUUCAACUGAUACUCCUGAUAUUUUGCUGACGUUAAUACUAAAGAAGGUCAUCUGGGCAGAAGGUGUUUACGUUAUUUAUUUGUGUUGUUUGUGUAUUUUGGAUGCAUCACAAUGUAUUUUUUAUAUUCACAUCAAUGUAAUAUUGUACCUGCAUAUUGUUUCAUUUAAUUUUCAUGUAAAUACAUAUUUUGCUAAUGUGUCUGAAGUAAUGGGGAAGGGUCAUGGCUGCUUUGUAAAUAUUUGUCUUUUCCUGCUGGUUUGAUAGCAGGGAAGAAAGCCCUUGACCGCUAAAGGACGAUUGAAAUCCUGUUGUCAAUAUAGUUUAGAUGGACAAUGAAAGGGUAUUUGGGAGUGACUUGGGUAAUAUAAUUUUGUUUAUAUACAGUACCAGUCAAAGGUUUGAGCACACCUACUCAUUCAAGGGUUUUUCUUUAUUUUUACUAUUUUCUAUAUUGUAGAAUAACAGGGAAGACAUCAAAACUAUGAAAUAACACAAAUGGAAUCAUGUAGUAAUCAAAAAAGUGUUAAACAAAUCAAAAUAUAUUUUAUAUUCUUCAAAGUAGCCACCCUUUGCCUCGAUGACAGCUUUCCACACUUUUGGUAUUCUCUCAACCAGCUUCACCCGGAAUGCUUUCCCAACCGUCUUGAAGGAGUUCCCACGUAUGCUGAGCACUUGUUGGCUGCUUUUCCUUCACUCUGCGGUCCAACUUAUCACAAACCAUCUCAAUUAGGUUGAGGUCGGUUGAUUGUGGAGGCCAGGUCAUCUGAUACAGCACUCCAUCACUCUCCUUCUUGGUCAAAUAGCCCUUACACAGCCUGGAGGUGUGUUGGGUCAUUGUCCUGUUGAAAAACAAAUAAUAGUCCCAUUAAGUGCAAACCAGAUGGGAGGGUGUAUUGCUGCAGAAUGCUGUGGUAGCCAUGCUGGUUAAGUGUGCCUUGGAUUCUAAAUAAAUCAGACAGUGUCACCAGCAAAGCACUCCCACACCUCCUCCUCCAUGCUUCACAGUGGGAGCCACACAUGCAGAGAUCAUCCGUUCACCUACUCUGCAUCUCACAAAGACACAGUGGUUGGAACCAGAAAUCUCAAAUUUGUACACAUCAGACCAAAGGACAGAUUUCCACAGGUCUAAUGUCCAUUGCUCAUGUUUCUUGUCCCAAGCUAGUUUCUUCUUAUUAUUGGAGUCCUUUAGUAGUGGUUUCUUUGCAGCAAUUCGACCAUGAAGGCCUGAUUCACACAGUCUCCUCUGAACAGUUGAUGUUGAGAUGUGUCUGUUACUUGAACUUUGUGAAGCAUUUAUUUGGGCUGCAAUUUCUGAGGCUGGUAACUCUAAUGAACUUACCCUUUGCAGCAGAGGUAACUCUGGGUCUUCCUUUCCUGUGGCAGUCCUCAUGAGAGUCAGUUUCAUAUCGCUUGAGAGUUUUUGCGACUGCAGUUUUCUUGAAAUUUUCCAUAUUGACUGAUCUUCAUGUCUUAAAAUAAUGAUGUACUGUCAUUUCUCUUCAUAUAUUUAAGCUGUUCUUGCCAUAAUAUAGACUUGGUCUUUUACCAAAUAGGGCUAUAUUAUGUAUUCCACCGCUACCUUGUCACAACACUACUGAUUGGCUCAAACUCAUUAAGAAGGAAAGAAUUUCCACAAAUGAGCUUUUAACAAGGCACACCUGUUAAUUGAAAUGCAUUCCAGGUGACGACCUCAUGAAGCUGGUUGAGAUAAUGCCAAGAGUGUGCAAAGCUGUUAAGGCAAAGGGUGGCUACUUUGAAGAAUCUCAAAUGUUUCUUUAAGACUUUUUUGGUGACUACAUGAUUCCAUAUGUGUUAUUUCAUAGUUUUAAUGUCUUCACUAUUAUUUCUAAACUCAGCAAAAAAUAAAUGUUCCUUUUUCAAGACCGUCUUUCAAAGAUAAUUUGUAAAAAUCCAAAUAACUUAACAGAUCUUCAUUGUAAAUGGUUUUAACACUGUUUCCCAUGCUUGUUCAAUGAACCAUAAACAAUUAAUGAACAUUCACCUGUGGAACGGUCGUUAAGACACUAACAGCUUACAGACGGUAGGCAAUUAAGGUCAAAGUUAUUAAAACUUAAGAGGCCUUUCUACUGACGGAAAACACCAAAAGAAAGAUCCCCAGGUCCCUGCUCAUCUGCGUGAAUGUUCCUUAGGCAUGCUGUAAGGAGGCAUGAGGACUGCAGAUGUGGCCAGGGCGAUAAAUUGCCAUGUCCGUACUGUGAGACGCCUAAGACAGUGCUACAGGGAGACAGGACGGACAGCUGAUCGUCCUCGCAGUGGCAGAUCACGUUUUGUUCCCUGCAAGACAGGAAUGCCAGUGUUCUGCCAUGGCCAGCGAAGAGCCAGGAUCUCAAUCCCGUUGAGCACGUCUGGGACCUGUUGGAUCGGAGGGUGAGGGCUAUGGCCAUUCACCCCCAGAAAUGUCCGGGAACUUGCAGGUGCCUUGGUAGAAGAGUGGGGUAACAUCUCACAGCCAGAGCCGUCAAAUCUGGUGCAGUCCAUGAGGAGAUGCACUGCAGUACUUAAUGGAGCUGGUGGCCACACCAGAUACUGUUACUUUUGAUAUUCACCCCCCCCUUUGUUCAGGGACACAUUAUUCUAUUUCUGUUCGUCACAUCUGGAACUUGUUCAGUUUAUGUCUCAGUUGUUGAAUCUUAUGUUCAUACAAAUAUUAACACGUUAAGUUUGCUGAAAAUUAACACAGUUGAUAUUGACGUUUAAUUUUUUUGCUGAGUUUACAAUGUAGAAAAUAGUAAAAAUGAAGAAAUGCCCUUGAAUGAGUAUGUGUGUCCAAACUUUUGACUGGUACUGUAUAUCAAGCCAAUGCUUGCAGCAGAGGUUGUAUGUUUCAAAGCGCCACAUCCCUUCAGAUUUGAACUUUUUCAUUUUGCAGAAAUUCAAAUCUCACCAUGAGGUAAAUGUUACUGACUAGUGUGCAAGUGUUUUUUAAACUUCCAUAUGUCAACACAAUGUACUGGACAGCACUGUCUCUCACACAUUUUAAUAACAGUUCAUUCAAAACUAUAAGCAAUGUAUGAAACUUGAAAGGGUAGUUUCUAUGUGUGCUAUGUUCAUCUUAUGUGUUUCACCCCAACAGAAACUCAGUUGAGUCGAUUGUGAAUGUAUUGUGUUGUAAGAACUGUGUCCAUUGCCAUAAGCAGUAUUAGAAUGUCUGUACAUAAAGAGAACUUUGUCUAGGAUUGUGCUCAUAAGCGUCAUGGUUAGCCACUGCAAAUAUCCCUCAUUCUGCUGUGUCGGGCUUCAGCCUUGAGAGAAAGAUGAACAAUGAAUCCCACUGUGACUGAGGAAGCCUUACGACUGAGUAAUGCUUUUAACAUGCAUUGUACUAAAAAUUACAUUUGAAAAUUUUACAUUUAUCUGUGUGCAUGCCUCAUGAUAGUAUCAAAUCAUUAUGUCAAGAUAACAAUAAAAUCUCAAAUAAACUCCAA
Messenger RNA from Oncorhynchus masou masou (cherry salmon), 6506 nucleotides. Its product is annotated as amyloid-beta A4 precursor protein-binding family A member 2-like. Gene Ontology annotation, biological process: chemical synaptic transmission. The coding region runs from base 252 to 2888 and encodes 878 amino acids. The transcript has 15 exons. The record is from RefSeq and is a predicted model, not a curated record. Gene Ontology annotation, molecular function: amyloid-beta binding; protein binding. Gene Ontology annotation, cellular component: dendritic spine; plasma membrane; cytoplasm. NCBI's taxonomy places the organism in Eukaryota, Metazoa, Chordata, Actinopteri, Salmoniformes, Salmonidae.